Molecule: messenger RNA, 1070 nt
Organism: Ostrinia furnacalis (Asian corn borer)
Lineage: Eukaryota; Metazoa; Arthropoda; Insecta; Lepidoptera; Crambidae
Product: cell death-inducing p53-target protein 1 homolog
Exons: 3
Coding region: 266-589 (107 amino acids)
Molecular function (GO): zinc ion binding
Source: RefSeq, a predicted model, not a curated record
AUCGACGGUGUUAUCGUUAUUACUCACAAUAAAGAUCUCAUUCGUAGUAUCAAGUAGUUUUAUAUGAAACAAAGUUGUGAAAUAUUAUUUACAAGUAACAAAUAAACUAUCGACUAAUACUUAUUUCACGGUGUGUUAGUGAAGUUGACACGGAGUUUAGUGCGGUAGAGACAAAUAACUUUUUGCCAAGUUAUAAGUAGGUACGUAACACUGACGUGGUGUGGUGAUAACGUAUUUAUGUGUGACAGUGUAAAGUACUAACAUUAUGCAAAUGACAAAAAUGGAGUCAAGCACGUAUCACCAGAUUGGACAGAGCUCCAAUGUGAGCGAGAUAGAGUUGGACCUGCUACAGGUCGGUUCUGAGCCAGUGGGCAUUCGCUGCCCCCACUGCCAAGAAGAUAUCAUGACCAGGGCCUCAUACAAGAAUGCAAGGAUCACGCAUAUUGUUGCCGUUAUUAUGGGAAUCCUCUUUUGGUGGCUGUGUUGCUGUAUUGCACCAUAUUUGGUGAAAAGGUGGAAAAAUGUGGAACACCAUUGCCCAAGAUGCAAGAAGUUUCUUGGAGUUUAUACUAGAACUUCAAUUAUUUGAGUAAACUUAAAUUAUUUUUCUAUUAAGUUUAAAAUAGGUCUGUUACUACAUACAAGUACUUAGUAACCUAAGUUCAUUCAGUACCCUCCGAAGUAAGCAAAGUACAUAUUUAUUUAUACAGAAUUAUGUUUUAUCAAAAACGUUUAGGAAAGUAGGUACAGGCUACCUACUUAUAUUAUUAUUUUUAAGUAUUUUACCAACAGAUAGGUAUAACAGCAGUGAAAACAAUAUUAUAGAGUCGAAUAGUAAUUAAUCGUACAUAAUACCUAGAUUUGCAGAUACCUACAUAUAUCUGAAAAUCUUUUUUCAUGUAGACUAUCUACCGUGUAUAGUUUUUUAACAUCUAUGAAAGUAAAAAUAUGAUUGUAGUUUAAAUAUUUUAUUUCCUUUCCAUAAAGCUUGUAAUCGUUUACAGUCGUUUGCAUACUUAACAAUUAAUAAGUUUUACAAAAAACUUAUAACUAUUUUAACUAUUUACAUA